Odontomachus brunneus is the source of this 7065-nucleotide messenger RNA. RefSeq lists its product as uncharacterized. Lineage: Eukaryota; Metazoa; Arthropoda; Insecta; Hymenoptera; Formicidae. The transcript has 4 exons. Bases 1 to 852 code for a protein of 283 amino acids. The record is from RefSeq and is a predicted model, not a curated record.
AUGCUAGGUCCUCGGUGGACCACCAGGAUCCACAUCCCCACGACGACGUCUCGCGCACAGGGGUUGCUGCGGCAGUGGGGGACCGUCAGGGGAAUGUUAGAGGGGUGGGGGGGCUAUAUAAGGCCGACGCGAGGGGGGGAGAGCUCAGUUCGUCCAACAGGAGCGUAUCGGUUGCGUCGUAUCGAGCACGUCGUAUUGCACACGGGCAUCCGGCGGCGAAGGAGCGCGUCUUGCGCUCCUCGGGCCGCACUCGCAAGGCGCUUGCCGUCUCGUCACCGGCAGAGAAACAAGGAGUCGUUGGGCGAAAUCGGAGAGAACGUUGUUUCGCGACAGAGGGAACAAACUGCGGAUCUCGGAGGCGGACGAGAACGAUGCAUUCCAUGUCGCCGCGACGAAGGAGACGGCCGCGACCUCGACGUUUUCAUCAGGAACGCGCGCAAUCGAGGUCACGAUAUUAACACUUCAGCGGCCUCAAGCCGCCAUCCAGCGUUCGUCCAGCGUUACGUAUUUUCAAUAACCAUCCCCGGGAACUGCACGGGAAAUGAAUUUCACGAAAAAUUCCCAUACAAGGAUGGGAGACACGACGUUUAUCGGGAGAACAACUCGCUGGGACGGCAAUGCCGAGCUCGAGGGAAAUCCUGGACUUUCCUUAAAACGCUCGAGGAGCUCACUGCUCCGAAUCAAGAGCAGGAACGAAAGAGCGAGCAGCAGCUGGAGCGAGAGGAGCAAGAGGAGAACGAGCAGAGAGACAGAGGGAAAAGGGAGAGGAGCGUAACUACAGGCGUCAUGAUGAAGGUACACGUAUUCUUUUUAAGGCGGAACACUUUACUGCCGCUCGUUCCACGGCGGUAAUGGAGGAAGGCCGGCCACCCCCGAAGAAUUAAUUCGGGGCUAAAGCCGAGAGGCGAACGAGAGAGAAAGAAGAAGGGUGGGUGAGAGAGAGAGAAAGAGAGAGAGAGGGGAAGGAAGGAGAAGAGAGAUGUGUGAGUGAGCGAAAAAACCCAUCCCCCGAUAUCGAGUCGCUCGGCCGGAAGUGUUAGUGUCUACUUACCACUCCUUCAGUUAGCUUUUUACUUUAGUUGACCGCAUUAGCGCUCGGUCUCCCGUUUCGCAGGGGCGCCGCCGCCGGGGCGAUUUCUAAUUUAGCCGCCAAUUUGAGCGUCGGUAGUCGGCCCCCGGAGAGAAUCAGAUAGCGGAAUUUCCAACUCGACGUGAAGUCGACGCGGCCCCUUCAGCAAGAUUCUAUUUCGCGCGGGAUAUUAAUUUCUCGCCCGUCUUCUUCUGCGCGCGCGCCUACGCGUCCGUCCUCUUCGCGGUUUCUCCUUAGUAACGACCAACUACUGUUCAUUGAUAACGCGACGCCCGCAAAACACUCUUCCUCGUUACGUUCUUAUUUUAUUAUUUAUUACUGCGCGGAAGAAAAACUGUGAUUGGAUUAAUCAAAGUUUCGUGGUCAAGUAUGAGUGAAUCAGAAUUUCGGUUGAGAAAGAGAGAGAGAGAGAGAAAGAGUGAGUUUCAUUUCAUACAACUGAGUGCGAAUAACCAGACGAAAAAUUCGCUAACGAGAAAUAAUAUUUCUGUUAUUAUUAGCGAAAACAUUUAUCUGAACAUUUAGCUGCAUUGAAAUUCGGUUAAGAUGAAUGAAAGACAAUUGGCUGAAUAGAAUCUUCCUACAGAAAUCUUUCUGUUCCUAUGACCAAGUUCUCGCUCCUCAGAUGACAGGAAAUUUAGUCACGCUAAUGGAAUUAUAUUCUCCGCGGCCAAAAUAACCGGGACACGCUUCUUAACGUUAGUGAAAUUCACACGCCUACUGACGGGUUAAACGUAGAUUAAAGGUAGAUUCAACGAUAGUUCCAUCCAGUGUUGCCAACAUGAUGAUGAUGGUUGGCUUAAACAUCAACAAUCUGAGGCCUACUUGUUCGCAAUGUUAUGUCUCGCGUUUAAAUCGAUGACGGACAAAUUCACGAUUAAAUCCAAAUAUAUUCGACUCAUUUGACCAUUAGUAUUAAUUAUGUUGAGAUAACUUGUAACGGAAUAUAUAAUUGAUACAAUUAUGAAAAUAAAUAAUUGAUCACAAUUGCAUUCACACUUUUAAACACGCUUCUUUAUUUCUUGUUACUUCUUUUUUGAAGUUUAUCUUAUUUUCAUCGGGCAAAUAUAAAUUUAUUGACAAAACGUCAUUAGUAACGUAAUAUUAAAAAAUAAAAUUUGUACAAAUGAAUAAAAUUUAGAAAAUUAAAAUUCCAACGUACGCACGGCGCCAUGGAUACCCCAUCAUUUUCUAGACUGAGAGUUACACAAUUUUGAGCUAUAUGCGUACACGAAUAAGGUUGAAAUCAUUAUAAUUAAGAAACCAUUAUAAUCCUACCAUAACUAGAGUUACUUAUGCGAUUUUCCAUCUCAAGCGUUAUAAGGCCGAAAUGCCGAGCAUGUCUAAGGCCGAAAAUCGUGUAACCCUCGAUCUCGAUCUAGAGGAUGAUAGGGCAUUCAUGGGGUCGUGCGUGUGUCAUAUGUUCGUAUAACACACAUGUUCAUGCCGUAACUCACAUGUUCGUACAGGGAUAAAUAAGUUCUACUUUUUCAUACUAUGCAAAGGGAGAUUAAGAAAAAUUUACGUGAAAAAUAAAAUGUUACAAACAAGUUAUUAACAAAGUUAUUAGGAAGUUACUAACAAGUCGGUAGAUGUAAUAAAAAAAAUAAUAAAUGCAGCAAAACGCGACGCACCUAUUCCCGAGCCUGGACUACUAAUACCCGUCUUUUUUUCGGAUAUAUGUUUAGAAACUAUUCCCUUCAUUCCGUUAAAAUUAUUAUUGCGACCGUUUACGCGAAUUUCCAUAAUAACGUAUUUUAUAUUUUUUUGUUAAAUACAGUUUUAUUUACUAUUCCUUAUUAACUCUCUAUUGCUCAGCAGAGAAGUUUUCAGAGCAGAUAAUUGAGGAAUAACCGUCAGAAAGACAGAUAUUAGUAACCAACAUUAAAAUAAGACGUUAGUAGUGUAAGAUUAAGGGUUGACGUAAGGAGUGGCGAGAAGGAGACGCAAUACCCGUUAUUAUAAAUCCCGUUCCUAUUAUAAAAUCGCUCGUGCGAAACGCUACCUAACAUACGCUUAUUCACUCGCUCGUUUACGAAUUAAACGACCAUCUCCCUCCUUCCCCCCCCCUCUCUCUCUCUCUCUUCCGCCUUGAAUUCUUGCCUCGUCUCGAGGUUGCGGCAUCCGCUUACCGAACGACGCAUACCUCAUCUUUCCCCUCGUGCUGUAAGCCCGCCGCCUGGUUUAGACCUGAAAAUCCCGGAACCUCCUUUCUUCGCAUUUACUGGGGUUCUGGACAUUCUUGGCGCGGUUGCUCGCCCCCUUGUACCGUUUGCUUCCGUCGAAGCAGCCUCUCCAUCGCGAGCCGGAGGCCUAUUCAUCCCCUCGUGCGCAUAUCGCCGUUAGCGCGAGCGAGAGGGCCGCAAGCUCGGCCAGUACGAGCGGGACGAGAGAAGAGAACGAGCGUUAGAAAGAGAGAACAGUGAGCGAGCGAGCGCGCGUUAGACGGAGAGCGCGGUAGUCGCGACGCCACUUGCCAUGCGCGGCCGGAGACGACCGAGGCUCGACGAGACGGUCGCUCAGUCGUGCGCGAGCCGUGCAGCGUAACGGUUGUGAUAGGAAUACGGUACCUAUUCGUUCGUACGAUUGAUUGCGCGCGAAGAAGCUUGGGACGCGACGCAAUCACGAAACGUGCGCGCGCGUGUUACAUCAGCAGCCACACGGCGGAGUCUGUGCGAACACCGCGACGCAUCUUCGGCGCGAGCCAGGAGAGGAGGCCGAGGUGAUCGCUCUGCGACGCGCCUCGCUCUGGUGUCACGUGAAGCGUCUCGCGAUACGCGAACGAAGAAGCGCGGAUCUUCGUCAGUGAGUAAUCUCCGUCGACCGAUUGUGCGAUGAUGCGUGACGGACGAGCGAAGUCGGUGAGAGCGAAUGCGCGGGUGUAUCUUCGACUUGAGUACGUGGAAUCCGCCGUGAUUCGUCGUACGAGCAGAGCCGGUCGGUCGGUGGCUCCUCUCGACGCUCUGCGACAAUUAUCUCGGAAUCUUAUCGGCGAUCAUCCAUUUAUCGCGCGUAUCCUCCGGAUAUCUGAGUAACUCGACGCGCGCGGUCGUAGGGGGAGACCGACCGGGACUGAUAUUGAAAAAUGACUGUUGUAACUAUUUGCGGGCAACCUUGAGCUUAUGAUUGGCUCAUAGGCAGAGGAGUCUAACGAGCACAGAGCCGUGCAGUGUGCCGCGCGUGUAUGAUACGACGGCGAGAGAGAGAGAGACAGACUCGUGUGCGGGUAUCGAUAUUCCGGUAGACGACAGUGUAUCGCGUUUCUCGGCAUCUUUUUCUCUCCCCGUCAGCUCUACCCGGGUGAAUUUAUCGCGAGUGUAUGUCUGUUAUCGCAACGGCGACGACGACGACUUCGAUAAGCUCGACGUGCGCUAUGUAACGCGCUUUCCACGUAAGAGAGAUUCUUCACAGCACUCGGAACUGGAUACGCCGCCCGACGGAUGAAUUCUCGGCGGUCAUGCGUAUACGUUACUCGCGGAUCUCUUGUUAUCUCAUUUUUUUUAUCUUUUUCGAAAUUCGCGCACUCGGAGAAUGUUCACGCGCGAUAAAGCGGCCGACGAACGAGAAUCCGCGUUUGUUGCCUUCAGAAAUUCGCUCGCGCAAAGCCAGACCCACAUUCCCCGACAUAAAGGUGAAACGUUUCGGGCUCUCGACCUAAUAACUUUACUGCCUCCCUCCACGCGUUGCGGCCGGAACGAGAGAAAGAGGGAGAGAGGAAAAAGAAAGAGAAACACGCACGGAGAAGGAGAGCCGGUGAAAAGGUUCGCAAAUUUGCGCCGGAUUGUAAAGCCAGUCCGUAAAGCGUUUUAUUAUUUGCAACGAUGCCGCGGACGGGUCCAAAUAACGAUAACAACGUGCCGCACGCGCGGGUCAUCGCACGCACGCCGCCGAGAUCGUUCGCGCGUUAUAAUGGUGAAUCGACGAGAGAGCCGCUCUGCUCGUCGACGCGGCCCCGGAAUCGUCGCACGGCGACAAUUUCCGCGAACCCACCUCCAUCUCCUCCUCCCUACUCAAUCUCUCUCUCCCUCCCUCUUUCUCUCUCGCUCAAACGCUGCUGCUGCUGGACCUUUUGUGCGUGCAAUUUCCACGUUUUGUUUCACGCCGACAGAAGCGAAACGUGUGUGCCAAUCGUGCGCGUAUACGUGUGAUUGGUGAGUGAGUGUGUGCGUGUGCGUGUGUGUGUGUGUGUGUGUGUGCACACGCCGCGUGUAGUAUUUUCGGCGGCCAACAGAUCGAUCGGUGUGGCCCGCUUGUCGGUCGUUGUUUCUCUCGUCGUCGUCGUCGGCAGCGGUUAUGUGUUCGCCAUGUGGACGGCGAUACGCACGGAUUCGCGACGUUAAAGUCGACCCGUUUGUAGCAAAUGACCGUUCGUAUCCCGACAUCAGUGACGACCUUCGUAGAAGAGCGUUUCGCUUAUUCUUUCCUUCACGGACAGACUUUCAUGUCUGUUACGUGGCAGGUAGGAAAAAAUCGCACGUUGAUGCAAACUUCACAAUCUUCUUGAUUACAUUCGUGAGGCACGCAAAUAUACAGUAUCAAAUCAAUCAUUAGAUCAGCAGCACACGAUCAUGCAAGUGUCUUGUUGCAUUGAGAUGCAGAGCAACAAAUUCUCUCAAAGUUACACUCGGACUUUUAAAUUAUAUUUCGCGCGACGACAUUGUUUCAAGCGAAUUUUGAUCAUUUCUUCCGCAUUUCUUCACUCUGUAGUAAAUGAGUAUCAUAUGAAGCACUUGUAAGACGCGCAAUCUUCGCAAAUCGAUUAAUACAGUUGCUGCCUUUGCAUACAUUUGUCUGCCCCUUCGAUACUUAUCGAUACUUGACCUGUAUCGGAAUGCAACUGUCUACAAAAAGGGACGGUAAACCGAGAGGAUCUUCUCCGAAAAUAAUAAAUUAACUUCAGUUCAGCCGCUCGGCUGACCUCGCCGAGUCAGAAGACUAUAUCCUUUUGUGUUUCCUUGAAUUAGCCAUACUUAUCGUCGUGAAUGGUAUCGGGAAACACACGUUGGCACGUCGUGAUGUCAUCUCGACCCACAACUACGUUUGCCGUUAAAAGGAAGAGAAAGAGGGACACAACGAGAGAAGAAGCAGUCCUGUCGCAAGAUCGCAUUACGAUGAAUCGGUCGGAAACACUCGCUCAGUGAAUUUCCCGAGCCGACUGGGCCCGCGGUCGCGGCGUGGAAACCGCGAUAAAGCCGUCGCCAACAUUGUGUCUCUGGUCGGAUGUAAAAAUAAAAGGAAGCAGACGCGUGUCUCAAGGCUAACAGACCGCGUAUUACCCCUCUCAGGAGCGUAGAAUCACGCGCUCGACUGUUCCCCCGGCUCACUUUACUCAUCAAGGUGUUCAAUUGCACCGAUACCUGUCCGUCGCGGAUCGUGAGCACGCCUCUGUUCUUUCGUCCCUUUGCUUCCGCCGGCGAGUUUGAUCUUUCGACAACGAUCUCUGCGGAUCUUUCAAAGAUCCGCGACUCUAUCGCGCGUCACUUGCUCCACUCAACGAUUGCUGACAGUGAGAAUUGACGCUUGGUCUCUGCCAACUUUUUCCCCGGGGCAGAAGCAGAGACGAUCGCGAAAAUCGCGCGGGAUCGAUUCAAUCAUAUUCUUAUUGCGCGGGACGAAAUGAAGUGUGAACCGCCGCUCUCGUUAAUUACCGCUCGUAAAUUACUGUGAAUUUAUCACAGUGGAAUUUCAUAAGAAGCAAACGCGAGAGGGCGAACUGCUGGGGGAUUUCGGCGUGCGAAAUCGAUGUAUUAGUUAUUACGCAACUUUAUAUUCGCCACGAACAGCGAGUUAGAACGCAAGCCACCCCGAAACAUCACGUGUGUGUGUGUGUGUGUGUGUGAGCGAGCGGAUGGAUGGUUGUUGCGAGCGAGUAGAGGGUCUGUUUUUUUAUUGAUAGUGCGACGAUCAAACACGGACGUGCGCGAGCGAUGUAAUGGAAGGGCAGGAGGAAGUAAAGGAGGCUCGGGAGAGGAAAG